This is a messenger RNA of Condylostylus longicornis, 1072 nucleotides long. RefSeq names its product ribosome biogenesis protein NSA2 homolog (gene Ip259). Gene Ontology annotation, biological process: maturation of 5.8S rRNA; maturation of LSU-rRNA. NCBI's taxonomy places the organism in Eukaryota, Metazoa, Arthropoda, Insecta, Diptera, Dolichopodidae. The record is from RefSeq and is a predicted model, not a curated record. The transcript is spliced from 2 exons. Bases 186 to 965 code for a protein of 259 amino acids. Gene Ontology annotation, cellular component: nucleolus; preribosome, large subunit precursor.
UUUAUAUUAAUAAAAUCAUAUUAUAAAGGUUGUUUACCAUUAUUUAUUUUUAAAUUGUUUCACUAAACUAAAAUUAGAAAAUAAGAUUCGUAAAUAGAAUUAUUAAAAUCGCGAAAUUCUGGUUUGCGUAGAGUUUGAGUAGUGCAAAAUACACUGACCGUAUUAGUAUUUUAAUUUUGAUAAAAAUGCCUCAAAAUGAAUAUAUGGAACGUCACCGUAAAUUAUACGGGCGACGUCUUGAUUAUGAAGAACGAAAAAGGAAAAAGGAAGCGCGUCUACCAAAAGAAAGAGCUCGAAAGGCAAGGAAACUUCGUGGUAUAAAGGCAAAACUGUUUAAUAAAGAGAGACGCAAUGAAAAAAUCCAAAUGAAGAAAAAGAUUAAGGCUCAUGAAGAGAAAAAAGUUAAAAAACAAGAGGAACGUGUUGAAGAUGGUGCAAUACCACAUUACCUGUUGGACAGAGGGCAGCAGUCUUCUGCUAAGGUUCUUUCUAAUAUGAUAAAACAAAAACGAAAAGAAAAAGCAGGCAAAUGGGAUGUACCAAUACCAAAAGUCAGAGCUCAAUCAGAUGCUGAAGUAUUUAAGGUUCUAAGUAGUGGUAAAACUAGACGAAAAGCUUGGAAACGUAUGGUAACAAAAGUAACAUUUGUUGGUGAAAAUUUUACGAGAAAACCUCCAAAGUUCGAAAGAUUUAUAAGACCAAUGGCAUUGAGAUUCAAAAAAGCACAUGUAACACAUCCAGAAUUGAAAGCAACUUUCCAUUUACCUAUAAUUGGCGUUAAGAAAAAUCCAAGUUCUCCAAUGUACACAUCAUUAGGCGUAAUUACAAAGGGUACAGUAAUAGAAGUGAAUAUUUCAGAAUUAGGUUUAGUAACUCAAACUGGUAAAGUUGUUUGGGGUAAAUAUGCUCAAGUAACAAAUAAUCCAGAGAAUGAUGGAGUUAUAAAUGCUGUGCUUUUAGUGUAAAAAAAAGAAACUUCUAAAAUUUAAAUGUUCACGUCUUAGGUGUAAGAGAUUUUUAAAUAAAAUUUUUGAAAAUUUAAAAUUUUGCAUUUUUUUAAUUUGUCUUCUUA